Messenger RNA from Lepus europaeus (European hare), 1988 nucleotides. RefSeq names its product DnaJ heat shock protein family (Hsp40) member B1 (gene DNAJB1). Bases 39 to 1061 code for a protein of 340 amino acids. Lineage: Eukaryota; Metazoa; Chordata; Mammalia; Lagomorpha; Leporidae. The transcript has 3 exons. Gene Ontology annotation, molecular function: transcription corepressor activity; Hsp70 protein binding. The record is from RefSeq and is a predicted model, not a curated record. Gene Ontology annotation, cellular component: cytosol.
CCGAGGACGGCGGGGCCGCGGGCGGGCGGGCGGGCGCCAUGGGCAAGGACUACUACCAGAUUCUGGGCCUGGCCCGCGGCGCGUCGGACGAGGAGGUGAAGCGCGCCUACCGCCGCCAGGCGCUGCGGUACCACCCGGACAAGAACAAGGAGCCCGGCGCCGAGGAGCGGUUCAAGGAGGUCGCCGAGGCCUACGACGUGCUGAGCGACCCGCGCAAGCGCGAGAUCUUCGACCGCUACGGGGAGGAGGGCCUGAAGGGCGGCGGCCCCUGCGGGGGCAGCGGCGGCGGGGCCAACGGGACCUCCUUCAGCUACACGUUCCAUGGCGACCCGCACGCCAUGUUUGCCGAGAUCUUUGGCGGCCGGAACCCCUUUGACACGUUCUUUGGGCAGCGGAACGGGGAAGAGGGCAUGGACAUCGACGACCCAUUCGCCGGCUUCCCCAUGGGCGUGGGCGGCUUCACCAACAUGAACUUCGGCCGCUCACGCCCGGCCCAGGAGCCCACCCGCAAGAAGCAAGACCCGCCCGUCACGCACGACCUCAGGGUCUCCCUGGAAGAGAUCUACAGCGGCUGCACCAAGAAGAUGAAGAUCUCCCACAAGCGGCUGAACCCCGACGGCAAGAGCAUCCGGAACGAAGACAAGAUCCUGACCAUCGAGGUGAAGCGCGGCUGGAAAGAGGGCACCAAGAUCACCUUCCCCAAGGAGGGGGACCAGACGUCCAGCAACAUCCCCGCCGACAUCGUCUUCGUGCUCAAGGACAAGCCGCACAACAUCUUCAAGAGAGACGGCUCCGACGUCAUCUACCCGGCCCGGGUCAGCCUGCGGGAGGCCCUGUGCGGCUGCACAGUGAACGUGCCGACUCUGGACGGCCGCAGCAUCCCCGUCGUCUUCAAAGACGUCAUCAGGCCCGGCAUGCGGCGGAAGGUGCCAGGGGAAGGCCUGCCCCUCCCCAAGACGCCCGAGAAGCGCGGGGACCUCAUCAUCGAGUUUGAGGUGGUCUUCCCCGAAAGGAUUCCCCAGACGUCCAGAACCGUCCUGGAGCAGGUUCUGCCCAUCUAGCGCCCCACCCCCACCCCCCCAUCCACCCACCGCCCCGCGUCGUCAGGGCGUCACCGGCCCCAGGACAGAGCUCCGGCGUCUCCGGCCACCCCAGCACUCGUGGACCGUGAGAGGGCGGGAGGGCCCGGGAGCCCGAUCCUGCUCGAUGUUUUCCAGAGAAUAUAUUACAAUCUUUGAAAGUCGUGCACUCGACUGUGCUGGUUUUUCGGGCAGCAGAGCAGCAGGUGGUGGGCAGAGCAGGAUGAGGCCCGCCCCGCCCUGUGCUCUUCCAGACCGCCCCCCCCCACCUGCAGCUGGGUCCUGUGCUUUGUCUCCCCUGCUCCAAGCCUCCCCCCACCCAACCCUGGCGAAUCCUGGUGAAUCCUGGCGAAUCCUGGCCAUCUCAGGUGGAGAAAGCUAGACUCUCUGCAGAACUGCCCGGCCACCACCCACAAGCAAUACCUUCCUCCUCCCAGCGGGACCACGGGAGCCGGGGAGCUCACGGAGAUGGGGCCCAGCCGUACUUUGCCGAGAGCGAGCUCUGGGCAGCCCUGGGUGCCCUUUCUGUUCCAUGGACUCUGGACUUAUUUUUGUUUUCGUUUCGUUUUGUUUCUCUCUCAAAGGGAUCUGAUCCUUUGGAAUUUUGCACAACCCUGGAGAGAUGUAUAGAGACAUAGAUAUAAUCCCUUUUGAUAAAAGGGUCUUUGCUCCCGAUUGCAGGAGCCUGUAAAUGUUUUUAUAACUCCCCAUCAGGCCGCCGGUGCCCCCAGACAGGCCCAGCCCUGCCCCCAGGGCCCCGGGCGGAGGCGGGGUCUGUUCCCGGGACACCCGUCUGGUGCUCAGCCCCUUGAGACUCAUUGUACGUUGCCACUGCCGACACGAGACCAAAGUGUGUGUGACUUGUCGCUGUGCAGGGUGAUGGCAUUAAAGACUGUAUGCGAAACCUCC